Tachysurus fulvidraco (yellow catfish) is the source of this 3764-nucleotide messenger RNA. RefSeq names its product Y+L amino acid transporter 2-like. Gene Ontology annotation, molecular function: basic amino acid transmembrane transporter activity; L-amino acid transmembrane transporter activity. The transcript is spliced from 10 exons. The record is from RefSeq and is a predicted model, not a curated record. Bases 400 to 1872 code for a protein of 490 amino acids. Gene Ontology annotation, cellular component: membrane. NCBI's taxonomy places the organism in Eukaryota, Metazoa, Chordata, Actinopteri, Siluriformes, Bagridae. Gene Ontology annotation, biological process: amino acid transmembrane transport.
CACACAAGGAAUUUGUUUCCAGCUGAUGGUUACUCUCAAAAGUACAGACAUAAAUAACACUAUAUACUGUAUUUAGCUUGGACUUAGAAAAACCGAAGGUCUCAGCAUCAGCAUAGCAGUGUUAAGAGAACAUGUGUGAGGAAAUAAUUUCAAGAGAGUGAGUAUACUGUGAGAAAAGGAAAGGACCAAAUACUGAGCCCUGUGGGACACCGGUUGAGAGUUUGUGUGGAGCAGAUGUCACUCCCCUCCAAAGAAAAGCAGGUUAAGAUUUGACCCUGUGACAACAUAUGAGACUCACAAAAUCCUGAUUUUGUCAUCUGGUAUUACCUUUCAUAUAUUUUUUCCUUCUUCUUUCUUUUCUGCUCCUCGUUCUCAACAGAUUGCGUUCAACGUAAAGUGAUGGCUAAAGCAGUUGACACUGAUUCAACCAACUCCAUGCGUUUGAAGCAGGAGAUCUCGCUCUUACAUGGAGUCUGCUUAAUUGUUGGCAAUAUGAUUGGCUCGGGCAUUUUUGUUUCGCCAAAGGGUGUGCUGGAGUACACAGGCUCAUAUGGGUUCUCGCUGGUAGUUUGGGCUAUAGGUGGCGUUUUCUCUGUAUUUGGUGCCCUCUGUUAUGCUGAACUUGGCACCACAAUCCGUAAGUCAGGUGCCAGCUAUGCCUACAUCCUGGAAGCCUUUGGUGGCCUCCUGGCAUUUGUUCGUCUGUGGACUUCACUGAUGAUCGUGGAGCCGGCAUGCCAGGCCGUCAUCGCGAUUACUUUCUCCAACUACCUGGUGCAGCCGUUCUACCCGACCUGCACAGCCCCGUAUGGUGCUGUGCGACUCAUCGCUGCUCUCAUCAUUGCUCUGUUGACCUUUGUGAACUGUAUGAAGGUGAAGUGGGGAGCCAUCCUGCAGGUCAUCUCUACUGUUGCAAAAGUGCUGGCUCUCAUUGUCAUCAUCAUUGCUGGUCUAGUCGUCCUGGCCCAAGGAAAGACAAUGAACUUUGAAGACUCUUUUAAGGACUCUAAACUGAAUCCUGGAGACAUGGCAUUGGCUCUGUAUGCUGCUUUAUAUUCAUACUCUGGCUGGGACACUCUGAACUUUAUUACUGAAGAGAUCAAAAACCCAGAGAGAAACUUGCCACUGUCUAUUGCCAUAUCUAUGCCCCUCGUCACAAUUAUCUAUCUCCUGACCAAUGUGGCCUAUUACGCAGUCUUGGAUGCAGAUACCGUGUUGCAAAGUGAGGCAGUAGCUGUGACAUUUGCUGACAGUGUUCUUGGCUUUGCACGCUGGCUGAUCCCCCUGUCUGUGGCCAUCUCCUGCUACGGUGGUCUCAACUCCUCCAUCAUCGCUGCCUCCAGGUUAUUCUUUGUGGGAUCUCGGGAGGGUCACUUGCCCAACGCUUUGUCUAUGAUCCAUGUGAAGCGCUACACGCCGAUCCCGGCCUUGCUGUUCAAUGGCGGCAUGAGCUUGAUUUACCUCCUUGUUGAAGAUGUGUUCCAGCUUAUUAAUUAUUUCAGCUUUAAUUAUUGGCUGUUCAUUGGCCUGUCCAUUGCCAGUCAGAUCUACCUGCGCAUAAAGGCUCCUGAGAUGCCUCGCCCUGUGAAGCUUAGCCUAUUUUUCCCCAUAGUGUACUGCUUGUGCUCUGUGUUUCUGGUGGUGGUGCCACUUUACAGUGACACUAUAAACUCCCUGGUGGGCAUCGGGGUGGCUCUCUCCGGCGUUCCAUUCUACUACCUUUUUGUGUACCUGCCUCCCAGCUCCAGGCCUGCCUUCUUAGGCAGAUUGUUUGAUAAGAUCUCACUGUCCAUCCAGAAGUUGUGUUUCUGCUGUUUAGCAGACCCUGGCCUUGACCUCGACAAUCCACCUGAAGGGGACAAAUCAAAAUGACCAUAAACUAAAAACUCCAGCCAUAUCUUUGAACUAGGAUUUUUCACAUUUUUUAUUUUUAAUUUUUUUAUCCAAUUUUUAUAUUUAAUAUAUACUGUGGUUCGACCAAAUGGAAAAAAAAAAAAGGUUUACUAUAGCAGAAAGGACACAUGAUAUGAAAGACAUCAAAUGUUCUGGAAUUACUUUUUCUUCAUGGCAACAUUAUCUAUGUGAAUUUGGUCUCUUUUAUUUGGUCUUUUGAGCCAAGAGGAAGUUUGCGGGAAUGUGGUAUUUCUGGUCAACUUUAAAAAAAAAAAAAAUGGAGCUGCUUAUUAUCAAGCAGCAUUUUCACCAGACUUGCUGGUUGUAUGUUGUUUAGUACACAUUAUAAAUAAUAGCUUUAGUCUAUAGUUUUGGUAAUCAUGUUCGUUCUUUGUGGUAAAAUACAUUAUAUAAUUUUUUCCCGUCUGUCAAGGGUUUUCUUGUCAAUAAUGUUGGCUUAUGUGUCUUGAUAAUCUUGAUCUAAUGUGUGCUAGCCAAGUACACUGGCACAGGUAAAUGAAGGAGCGUUUUGAUUGAUAGCCAAACUAGAUAGGACUUUUUCUUACACCGAGUAAUAAAUGCUGUAAUCAUUAAUAUAUUGUUAUUUAUUUUUUUUCCUUUGUUUAUUUUUAAGGCUUACUUUUAGGACCAUAUACAUUACUGCCCAUGAUAUGGAUCUUUUUCCAUUUGCCUUUUUUUUUUUUUUUUUCUUUAAUUUUUUAACUUCUAGUCUAGAUUACAUGGAUUUUUUUUUCACGUCUUGUGGCCUUUGCAUAGGGAGACAACUUAUGCAUAAAUGGGGAAACUUGCUAAUCCCUAUAACAUUUUAGUAAGAAUAGUGUAUCCAGUCCUUUCCAGACAUUUUCCUUUGGAUGCUCAAACGGUUUUAGUGUCUUUUAUAAUUGUUCUUUUCAUGCACUGUCUUCUAAAAAAAAGGGCAGAGCUGAGCAUAUCUGUUGUAGUUCAGGGCAGAAUCUAUGUCCGGACAGGAAAAACGUGCACACAUACCUUAAGUUGGGAAAUUUGGAAAACCUGAUGCAAUAUUUCAGCUCACAGAGGUUGUACGGAAACAAAUAAGAUAUUUUGACUAUAUGUCUGUCACUUUAUGGCACAAGGACACAUUAACAGCUGUUUUAAUGCUGGAUUUCAGGAUGUGGCCUUCUAGUCUCAGGCUAAAUCACAAGCUGGUUUAUUGUUUGCACUUGAAUUUCUUGUUAUUAGUGCAAAGCUUCAGAUUAAGGUUCUGCUCCUAAAGAACAGUUUUCAUUGCAUCACAAUCAUUUCAGCAUAUAAUAGGAUUUAGGAUCUUGUGAUUAUCAAAGCUGGGUGUGUUUAUUCUUCAGCUGUAAUCUUUGUUGUGUUUGUUCUAGCACCAGCACAUUUGUACCAAAAAUGUUGUUGAUUUUGGACCUUUCAUGAAAUGUUGUCUUUUACCAAAAUUCUCAGCACAGACCUUUAUAAACCAGGACAUUUUAUUAUCUUUAUUUUAAUACUUGUCAGUUAAAGAGACUUUUUUGGAGAUGCCCUGUUUUUACACCCUGUACUUUAUAAAUCACAUGUACCUUGUUCACACCUUGUUCACACCUUGUUCACAUGAAUUUAUUUUGUGAUGUUACAUGCUGUAACAACUUAUUGUAUUAUCAACAUUUCUGGUUGGUUUACAGUACAUUUCUGUUUGUUUCUGUAUGAACAUUUAAAUGUGGGUAGAUGUGGGUGUGCCAAUCUCCUGUCUUAUCUAUUUUGCCAUAUGCUGGUUUUGUUCUUUGUAUCUAUGCAUUCAGUUACUGCUGACUUUGUAUUUUUCUGAAAGAUUUUGUUUUCUGAUUUUAAAUUGUCUAUACCAAAUUAAAAAGGUGUUUUAAAAUUUUAAA